GUAUGAGGUCUACAAGCGAACCUCCUGUCCCCCUACCCCACAACCGUUUGAACAAACCUGUGUGCUGGGAGACGUCAGCCUGAUCUACAGUGGCCUGCAACUGACCCAUGUGGCUGGAGCCUUGAGUCCCUACACCGCCUACGACUUCCAGCUGCAGGUCUACAACGACAAGGGAGGUGUGGACUUCCCGCUGUGGCUCACCGUCAACACCUCAGAAUCUGGCCCUAGCUACAGCCAGACACCCAACCUGUACAAGAAUGGAACUCUUGCGGUGAUAUCCUGGGACACCCAUUCAGUCUCAAGUAGACUGAGGAGGUCACAACACUUGGUGGCAGAUGGCAGAUUUUUUUACAGAGGGGGGGUCUCUGGGGUUUGGGUGGAUAGAGGGACAGACAAAGGAUCAGAGUAUGUAGACACUACUUUGAUCAACUUCACCAUCACAGUCAUCACCAGCUUUGGCCAGGCAGAAUCUCCAGUCAUUGUGUUUGAUCCCAAUGCUGUUGACAACACAGGCACCACCCCGAAGCCCCCGGCUCCAGCAUCAGCAAGUGCAACUCCCUUCUAUCAGGAGAUCUGGUUCAUAGCCCUCAUGUGUGUCCUGGCUCUCAUCAUCUUGUUCCUGAUACUGGUCAUCUGUAUCUGGCGCUGCGGCUCCCGGCGGCCCUACAUGCGAGAGAGGAUGCCGCUACAUCAGCCAUCACGGGACAGGCUCACUCGCAGAGACUUGUAUGUUGUAGAUUCUAGAGAUGGCAGCAUUAUCCAUGAAAAUGUAA
Candidula unifasciata is the source of this 773-nucleotide messenger RNA. The record is from the annotation of a GenBank genome assembly. NCBI's taxonomy places the organism in Eukaryota, Metazoa, Mollusca, Gastropoda, Stylommatophora, Geomitridae.